AUGCAGUCGCGACGGGUUCAAGCGCUUCUGGCCGCCUGCUGGUCUUCGUCCUGCCUGGCCUCUAUAUCCAAGAUGCCCGACUUUGCCACGUCUGAAGCCGGAAAUCCGUUUGUCGACGGCUGGUAUGCCGACCCAGACACGCAAUUCUACAACGGCGAGUACUGGGUGUAUCCAACCUCGUCGCGGCCAUACGACGAACAGACAUAUCUGGACGCCUUUUCAUCCCCAGACCUCGUCCACUGGACGAAGCACUCCAACAUCCUGACGGCCGACAACUUCACGUGGGCACAUCGAGCUGUCUGGGCACCGGCGCCGAUAUAUCGCAACGGCACGUAUUAUCUCUACUUUGGCGCGAAUGACAUCCAGUCAGACUCUGAGCUGGGCGGCAUCGGCGUGGGCGUGGCUGAGCAUCCAGAGGGCCCGUAUACCGAUCCCCUGGGACGUCCACUCAUCGACGCAUAUCACAACGGCGCGCAGCCAAUCGAUCAAGACGUCUUCAUCGACGACGAUGGCCAGGCGUACAUGUACUAUGGUGGACACUCUCACGCCAAUAUCAUCAAGCUAAACGAUGACAUGAUCAGCCUGGGCACCUUUGACGAUGGAAGCACCUUCAAGGAGAUUACGCCUGAGAACUAUGUCGAAGGGCCGCAGAUGCUCAAGCGGAACGGCAUGUACUAUCUCUUCUGGAGCGAAGGCGGCUGGACGGGGCCCGACUAUGCGGUUUCGUAUGGUAUGAGCAGCUCGCCUCUUGGACCGUUUGACCGCAUCGCCAAGAUACUGCAGCAGGAUGAAGCAGUGGCGACAGGCUCCGGCCACAACGCGGUGAUUCAGGUUCCCGAUACAGACAUCUACUACAUUCUGUAUCACCGGCAUCCAUUGGGCUCUACCGACGGGAACGACCGUCACUUGGCGUACGAUAGACUCUAUUUCCAUGACGAUGGCACGAUAGAGCCAGUCAAGAUGCUGGUCCACGACAAUUUUGAAGAUGGCGACACGAUUGGCUGGGAGACGUACGGCGGCGGUGACUGGGAUGCUUCGGCAAAUGUUCUGCGAGGAAACGGCGGCCUGGCCCUCGUCAACACCAACUUUUCCGACUUUACCUAUGAGGCGGACGUACAGCUAUCGGAGGCGAAGAACAACGACUGCGGCUGCCACGGCCAUGCCGGCAUCGUCUUCCGAGCGUCGGAGGCCUCCACCGAGAAUGCCACGUUCAAGGGCUAUUACGCAGGCAUCAGCACCUCGGGCGCUCUGUUCCUUGGCCGGGUUGAUGGGACUGAGCUUACCAUCCUGGCCGGCGAGGAGGCCGGUGUCGAGAUGGCGCAACAGUAUCGUCUGAAGGUGACGGCAGAUGGGAGCUCGAUCCAGGUGGCUGUCAAUGACGAGCAGAGCACAGUUAUCAGCGUUACGGAUGAUGUCUAUGGUAGUGGAAUGGAUGGCGUCAGGAUAUUCAAGGCGGAGGCGGAGUUUGAUAACGUGAACAUUACUCGCAUCGCUCCAAGCCGAGGAAGAGUUGCUGCGUCGUUGUUCGUUGCCUCUUUGGAUUUCAUGCAACCUCAGCUGUUUUGA
Trichoderma citrinoviride is the source of this 1566-nucleotide messenger RNA. RefSeq names its product carbohydrate-binding module family 66 protein. The transcript is spliced from 2 exons. NCBI's taxonomy places the organism in Eukaryota, Fungi, Ascomycota, Sordariomycetes, Hypocreales, Hypocreaceae. Gene Ontology annotation, molecular function: hydrolase activity, hydrolyzing O-glycosyl compounds. The coding region runs from base 1 to 1566 and encodes 521 amino acids. Gene Ontology annotation, biological process: carbohydrate metabolic process. The record is from RefSeq and is a predicted model, not a curated record.